Molecule: messenger RNA, 332 nt
Organism: Amoebophrya sp. A25
Lineage: Eukaryota; Dinophyceae; Syndiniales; Amoebophryaceae
Source: the annotation of a GenBank genome assembly
GAAGAUCAGCAAGGAGAACCUGUUGGCACAUCCACAACAGACACCACUGCAAAAGCUCCAGCGAGGACCCAGAACAGUGGCAAUGUUGAGGCCGAGCAGAGGGGUGAGGAGGCAUCUAUGACAAACGCAGAGGACCGAGUUGAAGGCCAAGGUGAACAACAGGCUCCUGCAGGAGAAGAAGAAGCCCCUCAAGCCCCUCAAGCAGAACCAGAAGUAGCAGACCAGGUAGAGAGCGAUUUGGAGUACGCUGACGAGGAGGAACCAGGUGUGGCAGACCACAGUGACGACCAAGUUGUGCAGGAAGCAGAACGGUUUGUGACGAGACUGAACGC